AGGGUUGCGUACAUGUACAAUUAUGUCAAUGAGAGAUCGGGACUGAAUGCUUCUCUAAUAGCUGAGAAUGUAUUUUCGAUAGUUUCGGAGGUACACUAAUAAUUAAGCUCUCAGAAUGUAUUUUAUUUUGUAUAUUUUUAUCUUGAGAGAUUGUACCUCUUGAAAGUCCAAGGGAAAGUCGUUGAAAGGCCUCAGCACAUGUUGAUGAGGGUUGCUGUUGGCAUCCAUUUGGGAGAUAUUGAUUCUGCAAUCAAAACUUACCAUUUGAUGUCUAAGAGAUUGUUCACUCAUGCAUCUCCUGCUCUCUUAAACGCAGGCUCGCCAAGGCCUCAAUUGAGCAGCUGCUUUCUUACCUGCAUGAAAGAUGAUAGCAUCGAGGGCAUAUACGAUACAGUCAAAGAGUGUGCUGUUCUACGCAAGUCUGCAGGCAGUAUCGGUGUUUCUGUUCAUAACAUCCGUGGCACAAAGGGAAUCUCUUAUGGUAUUGGUAAAAUGCUGGAUGUUUUCAAAGCUACUACUCGUUUUCUUGAUCAAGGAGGAGGUGAAGGAGGAGGCUUUACAGUAUACCUGGAGCCAUGGCAUGCUGAUAUCUCUGAGUUUCUAGAUCAUCUUUGGAAGAGCCACGGAAAGGAGGAGCACAGGGCUAGAGACUUUUUUUAUGCUCUCUCGGUUCCUGAUCUUUUCAUGGAGAGAGCCCUUGGGGAUGAUCAGUGGUCACUGUUUUGUCCUAAUGAAGCUCCAGGUUUAGCAGAUUGCUGGGGAUCGGAAUUUGAGAGACUGUACACAAAGUAUGAAAGAGAGGGAAAGGCAAAGAAGGUCGUUAAGGCGCAGGAGCUUUGGAAUGAAAUCGUGACAUGCCAGCUAGAAACAGGAAUGCCAUACAUGCUUUUCAAGGACUCAUGCAACAGAAAAAGCAAUCAGCAAAAUCUUGGUACCAUAAACUCCUCCUCCGGCUUAUGCAGUGGAGUUAUUCAAUACAGCAGUCCAACAGAAACAGCUGUGUGCAAUCUUGCAUCCAUUGUUUUGCCUAGAUUUGUUAGGGAUAAAGAUGUUCCAAUGGACUCUCAUCCCUCUGAGCUUGCCGGCAGCCUAGGCUCAAAGAAUCGUUACUUUGAUUUUCACAGCUUAGCCAAGGUAACUGCUAAUGUUACUAAUGAUCUCGAUAGGAUAAUAGACGCAAAUUACUAUCCUCUAGAGAGUGCAAAAACUUCGAACAUGCGUCAUAGGCCUAUUGGUAUUGGUGUACAAGGUCUUGCAGACGUCUUUAUCCUCCUUGGAAUGCCAUUUGGUAGACCUCAGGCCCUACAACUGAAUACGGAUAUAUUUGAAACCAUAUACUACCAUGCUCUCAAAGCAUCGUCAGAGCUUUCUGCAAGAGAUGGCGCGUAUGAGACAUAUAAAGGAAGUCCCAUGAGCAAGGGGAUUCUUCAACCUGACAUGUGGAAUGUGACUCCAUCAGACCGUUGGGACUGGAAUUUUCUUAGGGAUAUGAUAUUAAAGAAUGGAGUGAGGAACUCUCUUUUGGUAUCAUUGACUGGGAACAACAAAGGUUUGGAGCCUUGUGCAUCAAACAUCAUCAAUCACGGAGGGUCAAGUGGUGAAUUCACAAUCGUGAAUAGGCAUCUUCUUCACGAUUUAACUAAUAUGGGACUUUGGUCUCAGAGAAUGAAAAAGGUUUUCACUAGUGAGAAUGGUUCUAUAGGAAAUAUCCCAGAGAUACCUGAUGAUCUGAAAGCAAUUUACAGGUAUAAUAAUGCUUAA
This is a messenger RNA of Brassica oleracea var. oleracea, 1761 nucleotides long. RefSeq names its product ribonucleoside-diphosphate reductase large subunit-like. Gene Ontology annotation, molecular function: ATP binding; ribonucleoside-diphosphate reductase activity, thioredoxin disulfide as acceptor. The record is from RefSeq and is a predicted model, not a curated record. Gene Ontology annotation, biological process: deoxyribonucleotide biosynthetic process; DNA replication. NCBI's taxonomy places the organism in Eukaryota, Viridiplantae, Streptophyta, Magnoliopsida, Brassicales, Brassicaceae. Gene Ontology annotation, cellular component: ribonucleoside-diphosphate reductase complex.